This is a messenger RNA of Schistocerca gregaria, 4448 nucleotides long. RefSeq names its product dynein axonemal assembly factor 11 (gene tilB). The transcript is spliced from 9 exons. Bases 436 to 1725 code for a protein of 429 amino acids. NCBI's taxonomy places the organism in Eukaryota, Metazoa, Arthropoda, Insecta, Orthoptera, Acrididae. Gene Ontology annotation, cellular component: cytoplasm. Gene Ontology annotation, biological process: outer dynein arm assembly. The record is from RefSeq and is a predicted model, not a curated record. Gene Ontology annotation, molecular function: protein binding.
UUUUCGCAAUAUGUGCACCAUGUUUUAGGUGAUUCGGCGUGUAUAAUAGAAUGUCAGCCUUUGUUUUCAACGCGUUUUUCAACAAAUUUCUUUCCAGGUUCUGUACCAUUUUAUCUAUCCAUUCUGGCGGGCUGGGUAUUAAAAAGCAACUUUCACAACUCAUUCCUUUCUAUGUGACAAGAGUGACAGUAAGCAUUAUGGUCUAAGAAACUAUCAUAAUUCAGUAUAGUAGCACGUAAUGAAUAAAUGUUAAAUUACAUUAUAUGAACAGAGGAAUGAAUGGCCUCGUGGUUAUUUUUUGCUUCAUAAUGCAAUUGUUGAUUUCCGCUGCUAAGUAACGACAUCAAUUUCUCAACGGUAUCGUGCUCAGAAAGCGUACAUUUCUAGAAAGAAAGGAAAUACUUUAUUACUCCGGUUUGUUUCCAACUUAAAGAAAUGGUUAGAAUUACAGAAGAACUAAUUCGCAAAAGAUCAGAACACAAUGAAGGGGAAAUAUCCACUUUAGAAGAGAUAAGCCUACAUCAAGAAGACAUUGAGAAGAUUGAACACAUUCAGAAUUGGUGCCGAAAUCUUCAGAUACUUCUUCUGCAGUCAAACUUAAUUGCUCGAAUUGAAAAUCUUUCAAAACUGAAAAAGCUUGAAUACUUGAAUUUGGCACUGAAUAACAUAGAGCUAAUAGAAAAUCUUGAGGCAUGUGAAUCAUUGCAGAAAUUGGAUUUGACUUUAAAUUUUAUUGGACAGCUUCAAACAGUUGAGUCUCUGAAGAAUAACAUUCAUUUACAUACUCUGUAUCUGACAGGGAAUCCCUGCACUGACUACAAGGGCUAUCGCCAGUUUGUUGUAGCAUCUUUACCACAGCUCAGACAGCUUGAUGGGACUGACAUUGAAAGGUCAGAAAGAAUUUUAGCAGUCCAGGUUUACAAAAAUGUGAUAAAAUCUAUAGAACUGGAUCAAAAACUAUACCAAGAAAAAAGAGAGAAGCAGAAGCAAGAUAACGAGCUGAAAGAAAAAGAUCAUCAGUGGUCUCAACCUGAAUGUUAUGGAGAUCCAGAGAAGGUCAAACAAUUUUGGUCAGAAACCUGUGAUCACAGCCCUGAAACUAGAGUCCAUUUGGCAUUAGAAGCGAGAAAGAGCAACAACAACAAGGAUUUGAGUAAUAAUGAUUUUAAAAAUGAGCCAGCAUGUGUUAAUCUCUUUGACAAAGAGGGGAAACCGCGUAAUGUGAAUGAAGCCAAGGUUCCAUUUACACUCAAAGAGGAAGAUGGAUGUUACAUAUUAGACAUUACUGUCUUCAGACAUUUGGACACAGCACUCAUAGAUGUUGAUAUUCAGCCACAGUACGUUACGGUGUUAAUCAAAGGGAAAACAUUGCAGCUAACGUUGCUUAAUGAAGUAGAGAUUAAUAAUUCAACAGCCAAGCGGUCACAAGCAACUGGUCAUUUAAUCAUUACAAUGCCUCAGGUAAAUGGUAUGAUUAUGUCAAAGAAGAAGCAACUGAAUAAAAAGAACAGCACUGAAACUACUCCGUCACUUACUCAAAACAGCAAAAGAGAACUCCUUGAAAUUGGACCUCCUCCACCAUUGGAUUUUGCCAAUAUUGUAAAUAUCAAAGAAAUAAAAACAUCUCUUUUGGAUACUACAUGUUAUUCUUCAAGAUUCACGCUGCAAGGAAAAAACCCACAAGAAGAUUACAUUGAAGAUCCUGAUGUACCACCUCUAGAAUAAAAAAUCUUGGCUGCUGCUGUUAUGUAGAAGAAAAAAAAAUUAUGUACAUGUUUAAGUAUUGUUUCCAUACAUGUUCAGAGAAAAAUGUAUAGCUAUUUCAGUAGACAAAUGUUUUGGAAAUUUAUAUAUGCACAAUUUCUCAACUUUCAUAUGUUGUAUUUCUUGUUAUAAUGUAUGGAAUCUGUUCAUUUUUUCACACAGUAGAACCUAAAUUAACUGUCACUUUUGGGACCACAAGGUGAUCGAAACACUAACAAGGUCAUAUAAUCAUGAGAAUGAAAGAGGCUGUUUACAGAGCUCAAAACUAUGUAAUAAAAGAGAAUUAAGGGAGGAAAAAAAAAAUCACAUUUCUAAUUAAGAGAAAUUAAAACACAAAAUUUCACACACUGAAAAUUAUUAAAAAAACUAAUUUUCCCCCCAGUUUCUUAAACCUUGAUUUAGUGGUAACAUCACACUACUUCAUUGCCCACUAUAUGUCCACAGUUGUGGUUGGCAGUUAUUCCAAAUAUCUGAAGCAGUCUCUAACUUGCCAUUUGCUACAGAGUGGCUGAUAUUUUCCAUUUACUUCCUUUUCAUCAUCAUCUGACACCUUUCCCUCAACACUAUACUGUUGCAAAACAAGAUUCGAUGAUCUGAUACUCCAAGUUAUUCAUCAAUAUUAGCAGCAGCAUCACCUUCUGCUAGUCAUUCCUCUACCUCAGCAGGCUGGAUAUUCAGAAGAAUUCACACAUCAUUGACUAAAUUUGUAGUGUGUGAGACUUAUUACUUUCCGAAACUUCCUACUCUUGGUUUAGGGUAGGACAAAUCACCUUCCAAGAUUUUUGUAGAGUGGUUUUCAUAAGUUGUUCUCAAGCUUAAACUACUGUGUAAUUGUAUCUAAUAUGUUGGUUCUUUCAUUGCUUCAAAAAGAACACAACCCUUUUCUGUUUUCUCUUACAAACCACUGACAUAUUUCCUCCUGCAAACAGCUACUUGACCAUUCAAUAACACAUUUAUCCAGUGGAUGAACUACAUAAGUCACACAGGGGGCAGGGGGAGGCUUUGUUGAAGUUCAGACUCAUGUAGAGGGGUGGCUUGGGACAUUACGUAACAAUACAACUGCACAGGGGGAGGGAUUUUCAAAGUCAAGUAUUUAACAGCCAGAACAAAUGCAUUAGAUCCAUUCUUUUAACAAACCACCAUUCAUCCAAAUCCUUUUUUGAGCUUUGUAAUGACCAGAAAGCACUAACAUUUGAUUAUGUUUUUGAUGGCUCUUGGUUUCUUAGAGUUGCUGACCACAAACAACAGUAAUUUGUGGCCACCACUUGAAUUGCAGCAUGCUGCAAUGGUAAGACAAUCUUUGCUGAUUUUAUGCAGUGUGUGUUUCAUUCUUUGAGGCAAGGGUUUUUUUCAGGUUGCAUAUCAGCCACCUGUUCAUUUUUUGAUACUGUUUUUGCAAUUUUUUCAACAAACUUCCUAUGUGCAUCAUCCGCAGAAUAAAGUUUUUCACCUCAAAUGACGACUUUCCCCACAGCUGAAGACAAUCUGAUGUUUCUUGAAAUUAGUAGUCUUCACCCCCGUAGUUUUCCGUGCAACUGAAUAGGUUUUUUAACAAGAGGGCCUGAAGUGGGGUCCCUUUACAUUUUUCCUUAUGAAACCAAACCCGCACAAUAGCUUAAGUUUUAGUUUUUCAAUGUAUUUCUAAUUUUUAAAGCCUUUUCACCAUCCACAGUUAAUGAAGAAGCUUCAAGAUUUCUUCCUUUCUUUUUCAAUUCUUUAAUGGUUGAGACUAGAACACCCAUUUCAGAGGCUAAUUUAGCAACUGACUCACCUCUGUGAAGUCUUUGCAGAAUACUUAGUUUCUGUUCGAUUGUGCCCAUGUUCCCUUCCCUGACUUGUAGCUAAUUUUAGUUUUCAGCAUCCCUUACACUUCUUAAUCACAAACUGUAUAAAACUACACAGCAAAUUUUAAAGAAACGCCAUAAAGAAACUCACAUAGAUAAAACAGCUGAUUAAAAGACUCCAGUAUAGCGAACAGUCCAGUAAAACAGUAAUCUGUCAACUGACAUCUGUUGUGACACGAGCUAACCUGUCAACAAUUCUGGCAUGCUGUUUGGUGGACAGCUCAGAGAUAAGGAGGAAUGCAUGGUUAGAUAAUCUGAACAGUCAGUUAAUUGAAGGUCAGACAAUCUAAGUUCAACUCUAUGCUAUAUCAGUUUUCCGGUGUAUCAGGACAGAGAGAUCAAAAGAACAUUUCUGUCAGGACUUUUUUUUUUUAAUUAAAAAGAAUCAAAAAAACUUUCUGGAGAUAUGAGGACAAACAAGGCUCCAUGUGGUCUCUUGCCACAUAAUCUGGACUCAUUACUACUACAUUAGCCAUGGUUACAUCAACAGGAACAUGCAAAUCCCAUAGUCGUCUCUUAUUUCUCCUUUGAAUCUUAGAAAACUACAUAAAAUGUCAAUCGGAAUGCUCCAACAGAGGGGAAAAAAUUACAUACUCCUGAAGAACUAGCUUCACCAGGUGUGGUUUAAUUUUCUGUUUCCAUAAUGGGAUACAAUGAACAACCUGUUUGUUUGGCAAGAUAAAAUAUGGGGGUCUUUGAAUAUAGGCAAGUAUAAUUUGUGACGAAAAAUUGUUAAAAAGUGCCUGUUAUGAUAAUGGUGUUUAGAUGCAUUCUGUUAUCGUAUUUACUCGAAUCUAAGCCGCACCUGAAAAAUUAGACUCUAAAUCAAGGGGGGAAAAA